CUCACUUACCACCAGGUCCUCUCUUUCGGAUCCAACCCCUGACUAGCGCUUAACCACCGCUGAUCCCCACUCGUACGCUCUUUCUCAGACUCGCUUCUCCGGACACUCCAUACCUGUACAUCUUACCCAAGCAAGCUUUACGAACAGAACUUCAUCUCAAAUACCCUCGAUACCAUAACUUGCCUGACCAUGGUUCACUUUACUUCUCUCGCCGCCGUUGCGGCAGCUGCCGUCUUGGCUUCCUCGCCUCUGGUCUCGGCCUCGGCCCACCAGCACAUUAAGCGUCAGGCGACUGCUACCAGCAAGCUCCCUGCCAGCCUCUCCUCGGCCAUCAAGGACAUCACCAGUGGAGUGCCCAAGCACACACCCACUUACACGCUGAGCACAACCUACAGCGCCGGCGCUACCAACACGUUCAUCAGUGGCGCACCCGCUCUUCCAGCUACCACUGCUCUCACCAUCGCCGACUUCCCGACCCUUGACGUGGUUCCUCCUACCAACUCCAGCCAGGCCAAGGCAUGGCUGGCCCAGUACGACCUGUCCGGUGUGCCCGACAUUCCCGUCACCACGGACUCCGCUUCGUGUUCCAGCAACGCAGAGAACCUGGCCGAUGCUGCAAAGAACCACUGGUGGACUUGCGGUGGGUACACCACCGACACCGACAUUACCGUCUGUCCCGACGAGAACACUUGGGGAGUCUCCUACGAUGAUGGACCGUCGCCUUACACCCCGAAGCUCCUCAAGGCUCUCGAAGACAACGGUGAUCUGAAGGCUACCUUCUUCGUCGUCGGCUCUCGUGUCCUUUCUCGUCCUGAGAUGCUCCAGUACGAGUACAUGCAGGGACACCAGAUCUCUGUCCACACCUGGUCUCACCCUGCUCUCACCACCCUCUCUAACGAGGAGAUUCUUCUCGAGCUCGCCUGGACCAAGGAGGUCAUCCGUCAGACCAUUGGUGUCACACCCAACACCAUGCGACCUCCCUAUGGAGACAUCGACGAUCGUGUCCGUGCCAUCUGCAAGCUGCUUGACCUCACCCCCAUCAUCUGGACUUCGACUUCGGACGGAAGCAACUUCGAUACUAAUGACUGGCAGAUCCAGGGUGGUGCCGUCAGCACCGAGGAGGUCGUCGAGACGUUCGAGACCAUUCUUGAGAAGGUCCCCACCCUCGACACUGGUUACAUUGUGCUCCAGCACGACCUAUACGAGCAGUCGACUGAGCUGGCCGUCGACGUUGUCCUCCCAAUUGCGCUGUCCAUGCAGCCCACCCAGAGUCUGAUGCCUAUCAUCACCUGUCUCAAGCAGGAUCUGGGUAACGCUUACAUCGAGACCAAUGCAAACACGUCUGAGUCCGAGCCCUAUGCCACUGGUACAUCGUCAGUAGCUUCCCAGACCAGGACUUCCACUGCGGGGGGUUCGACUGGCACUUCUGGUGGAUCGAGCAGCAGCAGUGAUACCACAAGCACAAGUGGUGCUAUGACUCUCGCCGUCGCCGGUCCCGUUGCAGCACUCGCUGGUCUUGUGUCCUUCGGAAUGGCUCUGCUUGCCUAGGUGGCCAGAGCAGUGGGACAGAUCAGCGUUCCCACGCUCUUCUCUUCCCCCUCUACUACUUGAAUCAAUAUUGUAAUUCUCGUCCCACUCUUCUCGUCCACCCAUUCCAUCCUUGUCCUCUCUGGCUUCAAUUGUUCCCGCCGGCCCCCUGAGUCUAGACCUGAUGGCAC
Microstroma glucosiphilum is the source of this 1718-nucleotide messenger RNA. Its product is annotated as glycoside hydrolase/deacetylase. The record is from RefSeq and is a predicted model, not a curated record. Bases 190 to 1548 code for a protein of 452 amino acids. Gene Ontology annotation, molecular function: chitin deacetylase activity. Gene Ontology annotation, biological process: carbohydrate metabolic process. NCBI's taxonomy places the organism in Eukaryota, Fungi, Basidiomycota, Exobasidiomycetes, Microstromatales, Microstromataceae. The transcript is spliced from 2 exons. Gene Ontology annotation, cellular component: membrane.